This is a messenger RNA of Phaeodactylum tricornutum CCAP 1055/1, 2029 nucleotides long. RefSeq lists its product with no specific name. The record is from RefSeq and is a predicted model, not a curated record. Gene Ontology annotation, molecular function: magnesium ion transmembrane transporter activity. Lineage: Eukaryota; Bacillariophyta; Bacillariophyceae; Surirellales; Neidiaceae. Gene Ontology annotation, biological process: magnesium ion transport. The coding region runs from base 236 to 2029 and encodes 597 amino acids. The transcript is spliced from 2 exons.
AAGCUACGGUAGACGUACUUGUCCCAUAAAAAUUAGCUGAUGCUUUGAUACAACAAUACUCUUUUGGCUGCCUGGUUUUAUCAUUUCUUGGACAUUUCGCCUAUAGGCUGUUGGUUCUCGGAACAUUGUAUAGCUCCGUCCAGUGCGCUUUACUUCUCGGUACCGGCCAAUACGUUCUGGGAGAACGCGUGUACAGUACGACUACCUUCGAACCCUUGAUCGUCUGGCACACACCAUGCAGGGUCUUCGUGAGGGAAAUGUGCUUCAGCCAUCGCAUUUCGUCAAUAAAAUGAACUUGGGGAAUUUGCGAAAAAGCCUGCGAUGGGCAGGCCCUACCCCGACCGAGCGUACCGAAGCUCUGCAGGAACGCUUGGAGGAGCUGUUGGUAUUCGAACUACACAAGGACGGCGGUUCGCAAUAUCUUACACUCAGUGUUCGAGGCCUCUAUCGGCACGUUCUCAGCGCCAUUACGAAUCGCAAAGACCAGAUCAACGUCGACCUGGAGGAGAUACCCAAAAUGCCGAAUGCCACGAGUAAUGAUCAUCGACAGACUCUGCAUGAUUUAGUAACGUCACCGUAUCCCCUGGGACUAGCAAAUAUCACUGGUGAAGAAGCGUCAGAAACUCAGGUAGCCCAGAGAAGAGUGACUUUUCAAGCUCCGUCGUUCCCAAAGCCUUCGAAACCAAAGCGCAACCGCAGCAUUUCAAUCGAUACGACCGGUAAGGACCCAGCACGUCAGAGGAGCUCAGAAAUCACUUAUCGAGAGCGUCUUGGCGGUUAUCUCCAUCCUCGGGACAUGAGGCGCUUGGUGACGCCCUUUUCGGCAUCCAACGAGCCUGCGCUUCUCGUCCGACGACACGUCAUGUUGCUUAACUUUGACCCACUUAGGGCGAUCAUUCUGCGAGAUCGACUGUUGGUGCUGGUACCGGACGGAGCAGAUUCUUUGUUGGUGAAAGUGGAGCGACGCGUGCGCGGCGGCGCAGCAGAGGUCGAAGACUCAAUUUUCGGAGGAGGAUCGAGCGUGAACUCUGCAAGUGACGAGAAAGAUAUUGGUGAUAAUCUGCAUUCAAACAACUCCCGCUCCUCGGACGAAAAGCAGAGAAAAGCAAAAAAAUCGUUGCUCAGCAAGAUCAUAGGGCGCCAUUCGUCAAAAUCUGAUGACUGCGACCCCAUUUCGAGCGAAUCUGGAAAAGCGUUUGAAGCGUCACAGUCCACGCCGUCAGAAACGACAGAGUUAGAAGACGCUGCUGAUAGUGAAGAAGACGACUCACAGGAUGCGGACGAAUGGGACGAGAUGGAAGGCCGGGAAUGGAUUGAUCUGCCUUUCGAACUGCAGUGCGCUGAUGCAUGUUUGAAUAUCGUUUGUGAGCUGCUUACUGAUGAUACAAAGGAAUUGCAAGAAGCCACUGUCGGCUACAUUCAUCGUAUCAUCACCGACCAUGGAGUUAGUGAUGACCCCCUGACAAUAAUCCGUGCCAUUAAGGAUGCAACCCGAGAGAUGAACGCCCGUGUGAAGGGUUUUGUCCAGUCAAUGAAUAGAAUACUGGACGAAGAUGAGGACAUGGCCUUGAUGAAUUUAUCUCGAUUGCUUACCCAUCCGGAGCGGUUUAUUCAACCAGUUCCACAAAGCGUCCUCGAGGAGGAGUCUGAUGAGUCUGAACUACUUUUGGAGUCCCACCUACAAACUUCCUUGACAUUAAUGAAUUCCUUAGAUUUGAUACAAGGCCAAAUUGAUACGGCUGCCGAGCUUGUUGACCAGAAAUUAGACUCUGCGAGGAACAAGAUUUUGUUCGCCAACAUGUUGAUAAGCGUGUUGUCGCUUUGCGUAGCGUCCGUCUCAUUGGUUGGGUCUCUAUUUGGAAUGAAUCUUUUGAAUUAUCUGGAGGAUGACCCCAACGCAUUCCGUCAAGUAACGUACGGGGGACUAGCCGGAGGUGUUGCUUUAGGCAUGCUCAUCAUGCUCGUGUUGAUAUACUCAGGGACAAUCCCUAGAUUUCGGCUAACUUCGAGUGAUCCCGCGAAUUUGUAA